CGGGAAUCAUCAGUCACUGAUAAAUUUAGAAAGCAGCGACCAUGGCGGAGGACCCAAAAAUCACGGCGGUACGUGCAUGAAGUAGUACACAGUAUCCUCGACACUUGAUCGAUUUGUGUCUUCCUCCACAUCAUACCAUCAAUAUGGCUGCUUCUGUGGGACUAUUACCAUCCUCGUUGCAGAGCUCUCUGCAACAAAUUCUCCAAAGAGUCAACAAGUGCAACGGAGGUAUCCGAGUGAUUCUUCUUAGCACAGCAGAAGGAGUCCCGUUGGCCCGAGUGUAUGCCGAUUCAUCACAGCCAUUGAAUGAAGAUGUUUUGAGUGCCAUUGAAUCGACCUGGGCGCCGGCAUCCAAGCAGUGCCCCAUGCUCAAUAUGGGAAAGGAAGUCAAGACUGUGACGGCCAUUUACGACCAUGGGAUACUCAUGCACGUCUAUCAAGUACCAUUGGUGUUGACAAUUUUGGGGAAUCCGCAAGCGAAUAUUGGGGUGUUGCGAUCCACGGCGAUUCCUCUGUUAAAAGAAGUGCUGGAGCCACUGUGUUCUACACUGUUGAAUAGUCUUGCCCCAGGGAGAGAUUAAAAAGCUGUACGGGCUGUGCGUGUUUUUGGGUGGAUGAAAUACCUUUCCAGAAUUUGGUUGGGGUUUGGAAGAAAUACCAAGCACUUCAUCAUUCCCAUUUUGACAGACCGACUCCAAUUUUCAUCCUAUUAUAGGAGUACCUUCGUAGUUUGGUCCCUCUCAAUCUAAAUCAAUCCAAUGUCCUACUAG
Molecule: messenger RNA, 770 nt
Organism: Seminavis robusta
Lineage: Eukaryota; Bacillariophyta; Bacillariophyceae; Naviculales; Naviculaceae
Source: the annotation of a GenBank genome assembly